AUGGAGAACCUCAGCCUCAGUUUCCUCAACUUGCAAACAGGGCCUGUGCAAACGCCCAGUGGUCGGGGCCCUGUUUCCUCUCAGGCCCUGACAGGGGCAGUGAGCACCAUUAAGUUCUUCCUAUCUGAGGCCUUCCUGGGGCGGCACUUCGAGGCGGUGGAGUUGGAAGGCAAGGAGCCCGAGCCGGGAGACCUCUUCCUGUUCAGGCUGUUGUCCCCCACGGGACGCUGGUGCGGGGCCCACGUAGGAGUGUACUGUGGCCGCGGGGAGAUCAUCCAUUUCGAAGGGAGGAAUGUCGCCGGCCAAGGGCCUCACGCGUUUCUGGGCUCCUGCGAAGGCAUUGUAUCCAAACAGGGGCAGCGCCCGCUGCAGCGCUCCCGCUCGCUGUGGCGUGUGCUGCGUAGACGUGGCGGCGUUGACCCCGCGGCCCUGGAGCGCCGUGUGCGCGAGGCCAUGGACGCCGACCCGCCCCCCUAUCACCCCACGCGCAGCAACUGCGUGCACUUUGCGCUGCGUCUGCUCGGCCCCGGGCCCACCCUGGACCCCCUGCGAAUAGACGGCAGUCCUGUUAGCUCGGUGAGUGUGGCUCCCUUACCCAGGCACGACCCCAUCCCGCCUCCGCCUCCACAGCCAGUUAACAAACAGGGCUAACCUCAAACUCAAGAUCCACUUUACUCUGCCGGACCCAAAGCACCCAGAGACAAAGCAGGCCUGCCAACUCGAAGUUCCACUUCUCUAAAACUCUUUUGGGCCCACUCCAGGAAGGCCCCAGCUCACAGAUCUUGGGCACAUCUAUUUCCUCCAGCCUACCAGCUUCCAAACCCGGACGCUGCGCUGGUCCUUGUUAACCCCCUUUUGCAUUCCCCCAGCAGAACCUACCUACGGAGCCCAUCUUUCUGGCCAUUUACACCCAGGCCCACAAAUUCUGGUUCUGAUCCCACACCUGGUACCUAGUCCAGAUCAAGACUCAGCCCUAUGAACUCCUGCUCUCCAAGUCAAGCCCUCCUCACCACCUCCUCCUCCUCCGCCUCCUCCUCCUCCUCCAAACCCAGCCAAGAGACCUCAGCCAUC
Molecule: messenger RNA, 1071 nt
Organism: Neogale vison (American mink)
Lineage: Eukaryota; Metazoa; Chordata; Mammalia; Carnivora; Mustelidae
Exons: 3
Coding region: 1-651 (216 amino acids)
Source: RefSeq, a predicted model, not a curated record